This is a messenger RNA of Armigeres subalbatus, 3014 nucleotides long. RefSeq names its product nocturnin (gene cu). The transcript has 7 exons. NCBI's taxonomy places the organism in Eukaryota, Metazoa, Arthropoda, Insecta, Diptera, Culicidae. Bases 862 to 2274 code for a protein of 470 amino acids. Gene Ontology annotation, biological process: circadian rhythm. Gene Ontology annotation, molecular function: poly(A)-specific ribonuclease activity. The record is from RefSeq and is a predicted model, not a curated record.
GUGUCGUCGUUUGUGGACCGAUCCGACCGAGGGAUCAGCUAGGCCUAGAUCUGCUGCCUCAAUCGUUUGGUGAAAGCCUUGCGGUGCGGUUGUUGCAAAUCAGCUCCGGUUUUCCGAAGUGUUUCUCGAAGUGUACCACGCGUGGCGCGACGUAAUCGCAUUCACUGGCAGUUGCACACCGGUUUCCGGCGCUUUGGUUCGAACGAAUCUGGCUUUGAUGGUCUGUUGUGGUCUGUAAGAAAAUAACGGGAAUUAAAGUUAAUAGUGGCAGUUUGGGGGCUUAGUGCAGUUAUUUGCGAAGGUAACCUUGAGUGCUAAAAUAGUGUGAUAAUUGAAAUCGAAGAUCUAUGUCAGCGGAAUAGUGAAGCAGAUCAGUACGAGCGAUUGUGAUUGAACUGGAUUUGGAGGUCGCCAUUUGUAGAGAAGCCUUGGAUCAUUGACCCACAGAAUCAAAUAGUAAGGACAAUCAAACGAUUGUUUGAGAUCUUAUCUGGCCGAUCUGUCCCUCUACAAUAGCUUCGCUUACGAUAGGACACCUGUCGAGCUCCCCACUAAGCCAAGACUCGAACCGUCAUCAACUCGCCAACACAUCCACAGACACAACACAAGAGAGUUCGCUCUCCAGCGAGUUUUUCGCUCUCCCCAGGAACCGGUCCCCAUCAGUGGCCCCAGUGUGGUGUGUUAGUGCAAGCAUUGAUAAAAUAAAAUCCAGAGGUGGUGGUUCACUGCCUUGUGUGACAGAACAACACCCACGUUUCUUCGCGACACCGAUAUCGACUACAGCGUCGUCAUCGCGAUUCGCCGGACCGGUACUGAAAGAGUGUGUUCGAUAGAGAGAAAGUGCACCCCAAAACUCACACAAUGAUGGACCUGUUCGUGCGGACCACAUGCGUCUUCAGCACCAGGCGUUUUAAAGCGCUUCUGCUCAUUCCAAGAAUGGGCUCCUUCACGUCGGCGCCCCAGAUCAAGAACGUCGACUGCCAGGAUGACAAGCUGGAGAUAUCGGACGGGAUGUCCAUCCCGGACCUGAUCGAGUACUGUCGGCUAAUGCGCGGCGAAGACCGGCCCCAGCUGGUAAAGCGUAGGUUCCUCAAACCUGACGAACGGGCGCGAAUACCGCCGGACGUUGCCGAUGGGUUCCGGAUGUUGAAGCUGGACGCCAUUUCCAAAAAUUCCUCUCACAUUGCAGCGUGCAGUGAGCCAACGCAGGCCGCCCCCAACUCCGCGCAGAUUCGGAUUUUUCAGUGGAACAUGCUCUCGCAAACCCUCGGUAUGAAUAACGACGGUUUCGUUAGAUGUCCAAUGGAUGCGCUCACGUGGGAGUGCAGACGCUAUCAAGCCAUUCAAGAAAUAGUACAAAACGAUCCAGAUAUUAUAUGUCUUCAGGAAGUGGAUCACUUCAAGUUCCUUCAGAAAAUUUUGGCCACCCAAAACUACGAAGGCGUGUUCUUCCCAAAGCCGGACUCGCCGUGUCUCUACAUCAACGACAACAACGGUCCCGAUGGGUGCGCGGUUUUCUACAAGAAAGACCGCCUUGAACUGUUGAACCACUUCACUCGGAUAUUGGAAGUUUGGCGUGUUCAAAGUAACCAAGUGGCAAUAGCGGCCCUCUUCCGGACACGUGACUCGAAUCAGGAAAUUUGCGUGACCACCACGCAUCUGAAGGCCCGCAAGGGUGCUCUGCUGUCGAAGCUGAGAAACGAACAAGGUAAAGAUCUGCUCUAUUUCAUCGAUGGAGUGGCCGAGAAGCGCCCAGUGAUCGUUUGCGGAGACUUCAACGCGGAACCCAUCGAACCCAUCUACAGCACAGUGCUGAACUAUAAGCCUCUUGGGCUGGGCAGUGCCUAUUCGGAUUUGCUGGCUCAGGAGUUCCCCAAGCUGACCAAGGGAAACAGUGUCAAUUCGGCUUUGCAUCACCGAAACAGCAUAGACUCGAAUCACAGCGUCGAAGACGAUUGCAGCUUGAGCUGCACGGAAAGGACAAAAGCCGAUCAAUCGGCUGCUUAUGAACCACCAUACACGACGUGGAAGAUUCGCGAGGAAGGUGAAGUUUGUCACACAAUUGAUUACGUUUUCUAUUCCAAAGAUCACUUCCGGAUAAAGAACUGCCUCAUGUUUCCCUCGGGAGACGAAAUCAGCCCGGAUCGAACUCCAAGCUACCAGUACCCAUCCGAUCACUUCUCGUUGGUCUGUGAUUUCGAACUGCAGUCAUCGAGUAGUAGUAGUAACCCAAUGACGCAACAGACUGUCGAAAACGGACAGUCACAGAUCUAAAAGACGCUUUUACAGUUGAUCGGCAGCACGUGCAAAAUGGACGCUAACGAAAAACACAGACACCACUUACAACCGUACCGAAAGUAUCAAAUUAGCAUGUAAGUCUCGGCCGUGCUUUUCGAGCACAAGCCCACAAUUUCAACGAAGUAACUUUGUGAGUUCUUUCACCAUGGACGUGAAAGCAGGAAGCUUAAUUGUUGUUAGGGUAAGUUAGAAGGCAUAUAAAACCGGGAAGCAGCAGUCGAAUCGAUCGAAUCGAUUUGAGCCUGCCCCAAAUCAACCACACGAUUCAAAGAGGACAAAAAGUUAAAAUUGUACAGUUUGUGAUAUAAAUUGUUGUGAUAUUAAGAGAAUGGAGUGCUUCCCCCUGGAUGGGUAAGCAAGCUAGACGCGCAGAAGGGAGAGAUGAAUCCCGAGAAAUUUCCUUUAUUGACUUAUUUAGUAGCAGGACGAUUUUCUACCAACGUCGAUGGUAUAUUUUAUUUGUAAGAAAUAGAAGCCCUGGUUUAUUUUUUAUAUUGUGAGCCAUCAAAGUCAAGAGGUUAUAGGUUAGAAAACUACAGAUAAAAUCCAAGAUUUUAUUAUUGGUUGAAAACAAAAAAUGUUAAAGCUGGGCUACAGAAAUACUUGACACAAGUCAAUUAAAAUAGUAAACAGAUGGAAUCGUCAAUUUGGAAGAUGGUACCUUUAAGGAAAAACAACUGUAAGAUGUGUUAAAGAAAUAAAUAUGACAAAUUUAA